Molecule: messenger RNA, 987 nt
Organism: Heterobilharzia americana
Lineage: Eukaryota; Metazoa; Platyhelminthes; Trematoda; Strigeidida; Schistosomatidae
Source: the annotation of a GenBank genome assembly
AUGAUAUGUGAUGAGGCAUUUUUUUCGUCAUCACUUGACAAACCUACAAGUGAGGAUGCAGUUACAUCUUGGUAUGUAAAUCCUCAAACUGCAGUUGAGCAUCAUACUGAUAUAAUGACAAGAACGUGGUCAAAAGAAAUUCAUUUGGAUGCAUGCAACAGACCUAGCCUUUCAACCCUUCUCGACUUCAUAAACAUGAUUCAGAAUUUGUCACAAGCUCAUGUGGAGAGCCAACCCAUAUCAGCCGACCCACGUGUGAAUCACACAUAUUUAAGUAUUCCUUCAAAUAUUUGUUUAAACAGUUCUUCAUUGGUACUGUAUUAUCCUCUCAGUGACUAUGGAUCAGUGCAUGAUAUAUUGCGAAAAAUGGGUGGUAGAUUAAGUGACGAACUCAUGUGCGCUAUUUUCAGUCGAGCAGUGUUAUGCGUUGAUCAGUUACACAGCAAUGGCCUGCUUCAUCGAGGUCUAUGUUCUAAACACCUUCUUCUGAGGAAAAGAAUGAACACCAGCUCAAAUCCUUGUGAGAUCGAAGUUGUCUUGUGUGGUCUUGGAAGUAUGGCGCAUCUGCCACCACCCUGGAGUUCUGUGGCACGGAACGACUUGCCUUUUCUCUAUGUCGCUUGGCGUGGUUGGAGGGUAUCUGAAUCAUCAGAGAACCAGUCGUACAGUCACCCAGUUGCUUGGUACAGUCCAGAGUUAUUGGCACAAGAUUUUACUGGGUAUUCUUGGUCGUCAGAUGUAUACAGUCUAGGCCUCAUAUUGUAUGAGAUGUUUACCGGUCAGUCACCCUACCGAGGAUGUUCUUCCUCUCUAAUAUUCCUCAAGAAAAUGCUUCGACAAGAUUUUCCACAACUCUGCAAAAACAAUGUCAAUGAACCACCCAGCUGUGAAAUGGAAACGAUCUACAAGGCUUGUACACAUCAUGAUCCGAAGAAGCGUCCAUCUACUAAAUGUCUAUUAAUAUGCCAUGGAUACAAUUGGGUUUAA